AGGCCAUGCUUGAUGUUGCUUCCAGAUGCCAUGUCAACACCAAGUCCUCAGAUGCUGGUGGCAGCGGCUCAGCAGACCCUGGGCAUGGGAAAGAGACGGGCCCCACCCCCAGCCGUCUGCCUUCACCUAGCUGGAGAGGUGCUGGCUGUGGCCCGGGGACUGAAGCCAGCCCUGCUCUAUGAUUACAAUUGUGCAGGGACAUCAGAGCUCCAGAGCUAUCUGGAGGAGUUGCAGGGCUUGGGCUUCCUGACCAAGGGACUUCACAUCCUUGAGAUUGGAGAAAACAGCCUGAUUGUCCGUCCUGAGCAUGUAUGUCAGCACUUGGAGCAGGUACUGCUUGGUGCCAUAGCCUUUGUGGAUGUUUCCAGCUCCCAACCUAACCCUUCUAUUUGCUCCCUGGACCAACUUCAGGAUUUGAAGGCCGUAACGGUUGAGAUCAUCACACAUUUGCAAGGGCUGCAGAGGGACUUAUCCCUGGAAGUCUCCUGCAGCAGACUUCGUUCUUCAGAUUGGAAUCUCUGUACUGUGUUUGGGAUCCUCCUGGGCUAUCCUGUUCCAUAUACCUUUCAUCUGGACCAGGGAGAGGACAACUGCUUAGCCCUGACCCCACUACGGGUUUUCACUGCCCAGGUCUCAUGGCUGCUUGGUCACUCCCCAGUCUUGCUCUAUUCCUUUAGUGUCCCAGACAGCUUGUUCCCAGCCCUGAGGGAGAUUCUAAACACUUGGGAGAAGGACCUUAGAACUCGGUGUAGGACUCAGAAUGACUUCACUGACUUGAGGAUCUCCUCUGAGAUAGUCACACUGCCAGCUGUGGCUCUCUGACUUCAACUCCUCUCUCAUGUAGAAGAUUCUCAGUAAAUGAUCAGCUCUGUCUUAGGAAUGGCGUCUCAAUGACCUCUUCUGAGCAUCUUGAGAAAACUAGAGAAAAUUUCUGUAAUCAGUUGUCCACAUCUCAGUGGGCAUGGGAAUAGGUGAUAGUGGUAUUGGUUGUAUAUGCCAUUUCUAUACUAGGGAGUCCUCUGGACUUAGCUGAGAUGUCUGUUCAUUUUUCACUGGAUAGGGGAUAGAAGAAAGAUUGUGGUGAAGGGUGGUGGAAGUCACGUAGUCUAUUCUUGUGUGGGAGUUGUAAAUAUACCUGCCCGAGUGGGUAGUGUCUGCCAGAAAGUAGAAGACUGGGGAAGUUUAUACACCACCAACUGAAUCAGACUAGGGAGAGUAGUCCAGGACACUCUAAUGUCAUGUUUGUGAUGUGAUGUGUCAUUCAGGGGUAAACUAAGAGUUUGGAGGAACAGAAACUGUAAGGUGAAGUUUAUUUUUCAGUAGGUUAAAAAAAUAAGUCAGAAAUCUCUGUGGGAAAACUCACACUUUAAAGUAUAUAAACAUUCUGAGUUUUUUUAAUGUCUUGCUUCAGAUUUUCACCCAAGUAGCUGUCCUAGGUGAUUCAGAUCAUCAGGCUGUUCUUGUUGGCCAGGAACACUGCCAGCGCUAUAGCAAUCAUUAUCAUCAGCAUUGAGAGCCAUUGGCCACAUUGCCUCUGUGAGGAGGGAAGGAGAGAAAGAGAAAGAGGCUGUGGGUUGUUUGGAGAAGAUACAGACAAAAAUAACCUUCCUUCUUCCCAUUCCAGCCCGGUGGAAAACCUUGGGUCAGUAAAGAAGAAAAAUCUUUUUCUAUCACUGUCUCUCUCAUUUGGUCACUUCCUUUGGGAUAAGACCACUUUACUGCUGGUCAUUGGUCCCUAAGCCAGGAUCACUUGCCUAGGGAACCAUACCCAGAUACUUAAAUACUGGUUAGAGUAAUCAAGGAUGGACAGUAACUCAGCAAAAUUAUACUAUUCUCUAUUCGUAUCCCAUAGUACUUUUGCUCUCCUUACUCUCGCCACUAGCUCAUAAUAGGCUAAAAGAACACCAUUUCAUACUUUAGUUAAUAGAAGGUCUCUCCCUUCAGUUCAAGAGUUCCAUGAAAAUUAGGCUUGGAUGGAUGAGCAAGUGUUUCCUGACAUUUGUAAUACUGCCCCGACACUCAAGUAUAUGAACCAAGCUGAAUGGAACAGGCUGCCUGACAUUGGCAUGGUCUGAUAAACUGUCUGCAAGCUUUGGCUGAAGGAGGGCCUGUUUCACCAUCAUUCAGGGCGAUAUGAGAGGAUAGACCUUCUUACUCUGGGAGGCGGCUGUGGGCUCUGGCUCAGCUCUUCUCGGCAGUGCUGCAGCUUACGCAGGCAGGAGAGGUACUCGUCACUGAGGUUGUCUAAUUCCAAAUGCAGUUCUUUGCACUGGGGGGAGAAUACCACCAACAUCAUCACCACUAGUUCCUUCUGGGACAGAGCCCAGGUUGGGGAGAGGGUCCUCUGUGAGUUACCCCUUCGUUCACUUGGAAUUUUUACCAUCAUCCUCCCUUCCCAGCCUUUACUCAGAGAUUUCAGUUUGUCUUCUGGCUGUCUUACUUCGUUUUCCUGGAACGUUUUCAUUUAAAUGAUUGAUUAUAAAGGAUAUGAUAAUAUAUAUUAUACAUGUCAGUGCUUUCAUAUGAUUGUGUAUGUGCAAGUGCUUUGUAAAUGGGGACACGAAAAAAUGAAGUCCUUAUAGCACAAAAGACCUGGGAGUGGUCUUAGUACAAACCUCUGCAUCGGGACCUAGUUGAGCUGCAUGUGAAUACUUCUGGGAAUAUGUAAGUUUCUGAGUACGUAGAUGGAAAGAGUUUGUUACUUAAAAGACAUCGUAUAAAGUUUUAAGUUAACUCUAUAUAGGACAAAGUCUGAGGAGUUAAUAUGUUUAUUAAAUGUGUUUGAGUUUAUGUUGACUUUACAAAAGGUAACUAAUAAAACCCUGCAUAAUGAUUGGUAUAAAUGAAGAAGAAAAAGAUUGACAAGUUAGCCUGAAAGCAAAGACAUUUUAUCUCUAUAAAAAUAAAUGAAUACUUGCUGGCAUCCGAUCACAAUUUAAACUUUGAAAUCUCUGCUCCCUGGCUGCCUCCCAGCAGUUUUGCCUACCAUUGUGGUAUGAGCCCCUCACUCUCUUGAGGUCACCGUCUCACCUCCUUUUCCUUGGCCUGGAGCUGCAAAGUCUUCUUUUGCAGCUGGUCUCUGAAAUCCCAUUCUUUCUCCUUCCCUGUACCCUCAGGUUCCACUUCCUUAUGGGAGGGCUUUGGAUUCCACACAGGCAAAGCCUGAUCUAAAAAAGCAGCCAGAUUCUCAGUGAUACUGCCGUCCACACUUCUGAGGAAGGGCCCUGUCACUGAGAGAUGCCUGGAGGGAGGGAAAGAGUGGGGAGGGAACAUGGGAGGUCCUGUCCCUGACUAGACUGCAUGGAGUAGAAUUUUCUGACUUUCUCCCAUUGGGACCCUGCUCAGCCUUGACCCAGAGCUGGAAUUUGAGCCGCUUGGGGGCAGGGUUGGUCUUUUACUUUCCUUUGUGUCCCUAGUCCCGUUUAAUGGCAGAUAUUUUUAGAGAAUACUUACUAAUCCAAUUUCUUUUGUUGUAUUUCUGGUAGGUUUGUUGGAUGCUUCAAUAGAACUAACCCCUUUCCCUUUCUGUCCUUAUUUCAAAGUCAAUGAGAAUGGCUGUCAUAUAGAAUUUAUCUUCUUGUGGUUAAAGAUGAUUUCUGAGCCACGUGGCCAUCUUAGUAUUUGUGAAAAGAGCACUGAACUAGAAGUUAGAAAUUCUGGAUUGUUAUCUUAGCUGCAUCAUUAGUUUUUAUGACCGUAGACUUUCAUUUUCUUGCUUGUGUUAUGUGGGUAUAAUACUUUCUGCCUUAUAUUUAUGUGGUGAUUGUGGUGAGCAAACAAAAGACCACUUGUAGUGGAUGCAUGAGAACUUUUGUCCCCCACCCUCCAGAUACAUGAUGAAUUCUUCUCAGGGAGUUAAGGCAGCAGACUCUUGAGGGCUAGGAGUGAGAUGACUGUUGGCAUGUAGCAUGGUGUGGAGGUGUGGAAUUGGGAUGUGAUUUGGAAAGUCAAGUGUAAAAAUUGACAUUAAAUCCUGAGUUCAAAAUCAAUUUAUUGAAAUGUUCAACACAGACAUGUUUUCAGAGAGAGUAGAAACUCUUUUCACAGUUUAUGUACCUCUCAGGAUAGGAGGCUGACUAGUUAAAGUGUUCUCAAAGCCAGUGAUCAGUCCUUAAAAAGCUCCGCUAGAUCCCUGACCUAACAGACUCCUAGAACUGCAUGGGGCUCCAAGAGGUCAUGUAGUCCAUCCCUCUGCCUCUAGGCAGGCAAGAAAAGACCAAUAUCUUAGAAUUUGUGGAAGUAAGUUUGCUGACCUUUCUUUGUUAAGAGUUUCUCCUGUUCUUGAAGCUGUAAAGAUUGACUCUGAAGCAGACCUGCGGGAAAACACAAGGAACUUGUCUGUACUAGCGUAUUGGCUGUAAACAGUGUCUUCUCAGAACUUUGCUACAAACCUUAAUUAUUCAAGGUGUUCCCGUCUAUUAUUGGUUGAAUUGUGUACCCCCAAAUUCAUGGGGGGAGUCCUAACUCCUAGUACCUCAGAAUGUGACCUGAUUUGGAGAUAGGUUUUUUUACAGAGAAAAUCAAGAACUUUAGGAUCAGAAUGGACCCUAAUCUCACAUGACUGGUGUCCUUGUAGGAAGGGGGCAUUUCAACACAGAGACGCAUAGACAGAAGACAUACGAAGAAACAUAGGGUGAAGAAGGUGAUCUCAAAGCCAGGGAAAGUAGCCUGGAACAGAUCCUAUCCUCACAACCCUCAGAAGGAAUCAGCCCUGGCAACACCUUGACCUUGGACCUCUAGCUUCCUGAACAAAAUAAAUUUCUGUUUUCUAAAGUCA
Molecule: messenger RNA, 4777 nt
Organism: Suricata suricatta (meerkat)
Lineage: Eukaryota; Metazoa; Chordata; Mammalia; Carnivora; Herpestidae
Gene: C3H1orf74
Product: chromosome 3 C1orf74 homolog
Exons: 1
Coding region: 13-822 (269 amino acids)
Source: RefSeq, a predicted model, not a curated record